AUGAAGGCCCUUCUAUAUAAACAGCCAUCAGCAUUUGCUAGAGAUUGGUUGAGCUAUAAGCUAACACCGCACAAUACACGAUUGCUCAAAGUUAAUUCUAGUAACGGGGUGCAAACUGUCCAGCUCAAGAAAGAUUGCUAUUAUCGAAUUACAAACCUGGAUCUACUUUUUGGCUCGUUAGUGAUCGUAUCAUUCUAUUUGUGCGCUUCAUUACGAAUGCUAAAUGUUGGUCACCAAAUCGUUCUGACCUCCCCUUACCUGGCCAUCAAGAGAAAUGACAAUGCUACGAGCGUUUUGCUCCUUCAAAGCUCAUAA
This is a messenger RNA of Plasmopara halstedii, 315 nucleotides long. RefSeq lists its product as uncharacterized. The transcript has a single exon. Bases 1 to 315 code for a protein of 104 amino acids. NCBI's taxonomy places the organism in Eukaryota, Oomycota, Peronosporomycetes, Peronosporales, Peronosporaceae. The record is from RefSeq and is a predicted model, not a curated record.